Messenger RNA from Hypomesus transpacificus, 3064 nucleotides. It is a transcript of the gene rbm25a, whose product is annotated as RNA binding motif protein 25a. Gene Ontology annotation, cellular component: spliceosomal complex. NCBI's taxonomy places the organism in Eukaryota, Metazoa, Chordata, Actinopteri, Osmeriformes, Osmeridae. The record is from RefSeq and is a predicted model, not a curated record. The transcript is spliced from 18 exons. Gene Ontology annotation, molecular function: mRNA binding. Gene Ontology annotation, biological process: regulation of alternative mRNA splicing, via spliceosome; mRNA processing. The coding region runs from base 198 to 2702 and encodes 834 amino acids.
AGAACAUUUCUGGUUCCUGUUGUCUUGCUAGCGGUAGCGGCAUGUCCACAGUGUAUCUAGCUAGCUAACAGAUAAAAGUACACAGUUUGAGUUCCCUUUGAAACUGUGUUUCAUGAACACAGAAAUAAGAAAUCCCAUUACAAUUUAAACUUCUGUAGAAAGACACCGCCUGGCUUUAGGUCACCGCUCUGCCCAGCAUGUCCUACCCCCCUCACCUCAACCGCCAGCAGAUCGGCAUUCCCCAGUUGCCCCCGAGGAUCGCACCCCCUCAGUAUGCCGGUUUUCCAACAGCAGUCCCCCCGGGCACUCCAAUGAUUCCAGUACACAUGGGCAUUAUGACCUCUCCACCUACAGUUCUCGUUCCAACCACGGUGUCGAUGGUGCAGAAACCCCCCGCCCCCAGGAAAGACCUUAACACCGUCAGAGCCAAGGAGGGGGACGAGACCGCCAGCGGAGGGCCAACCACCACAGUGUUUGUCGGGAAUAUCUCGGAAAAGGCCUCCGACAUGUUAGUCCGACAGCUGUUAGCGAAAUGUGGCAUCGUCCUAAGCUGGAAGAGAGUCCAGGGAGCCUCUGGGAAACUUCAAGGUAAAAACAAAACAGCGUUCGGCUUCUGUGAGUACAAGGAGCCCGAGUCCACGCUGAGGGCCCUCCGGCUGCUGCACGAGCUGCAGCUAGGAGACAAGAAGCUGCUGGUCAAGGUGGAUGCCAAGACCAAGGCCCAGCUGGACGAGUGGAAGGCCAAGAAGAAAAGUGCAAACGGGGGCGCCAAGUCGGAGGAAGGCCCGAAGGACGAGGAGGAUGAAGAGGACGAGGUGCUGGAUGAGGACACGAAGAGGCGUGACCUGAUAGUGAAUGGUGCUAUAGAGGGGCUCAUCCGUGAGUACGCCAGUGAGCUCAACGCCCCCUCGCUGGACUCAGACAGCCACCCCCGCAAGAAGAGGAAGGAGAAGAAGGAGGAGGAGGAUAUCAAUGCCAUCGAAAUGGAGGAUGACAAGAGAGACUUGAUAUCCAGAGAGAUCAGUAAAUUCCGGGACACGCACAAGAAGCUGGAGGAGGAGAAGGGCAAGAAGGAGAAGGAGCGCCAGGAGAUCGAGAAGGAGAGGCGGGAGAGGGACAAGGAGAGGGAGCGCGAGAGGGAGCGCCGCGACCGCGAGAGGGAGAAGGAGCGCGAGAAGGAGCGCGAGAAGGACAAGGAGCGCGAGAGGGACCGCGACCGGGAGCGCGAGAGGGAGCGCGAGAGGACGAAGGAGCGCGAGAGGGAGCGCGACCGGGAGAGGAGCCGCGACGUCAGCGAGGGCCGCAGUCGCUCCAGGGAGCGGAGCCGAGACGAGAAGAAGCGCGAGGAGGAUGAGGAGGACGUGUACGAGCGGCGCCGGCUGGAGCGGAGGCUGAGGGACAAGGAGGCAGCCUACCAGGAGCGUCUGAAGAACUGGGAGAUCAGGGAGCGGAAGAAGGCUCGGGACUACAGCAAAGACGCAGAGAGGGAGGGGGAGAGGCGCCGCGACAUGACAAAAGAAGCCAAGCGUCUGAAAGAGUUCCUGGAAGACUACGACGACGACAGAGACGACCCCAAAUACUACAGGGGCAGCGCGCUGCAGAAGAGGCUGCGCGACCGCGAGAAGGAGACGGAGCUGGACGAGCGAGACAGGAAGCGGGAGAGAGAGGAGAUGGAGGAGAUCAGACAGAGGCUCCUGGCCGAGGGCCACCCAGACCCCGACGCCGAGCUGCAGAGGAUGGAGGAGGAAGCAGAGCGGCGGCGGAGGCCCCCGGUAAAGCUGGAGCCGGAGGAGCCCCCCCAGGAGAAGCCGCCCCGGGACCAGCGCAGGCCCCCUGCCCGGGCUCCCGAGCCCCCCGCCCGCACGCCCAAGCCCCGCACAGAGCAGGACCACGACCAGGACCAGGACCAGGACCAGGACGAGGGCGAGGAGGACGACUACCACGAGGCGGAGGACGCGGACGAGCCCAAGCCACACCUCAAACCCACCCUCCGGCCAAUCACAGCGGCCCCCUCGGUGUCCUCGGGCAGUGGGGGCGCCACCCCCAACACGCCCGGCAAUGAGUCGCCCUGCGGCAUCAUCAUCCCUCACGAGAACUCUCCAGAAGCCCCGCCCGCUGAGGAACACAGGCCCAAGAUAGGCCUCAGCCUCAAACUGGGUGCGUCCGGCAGUCCCAACCAGCCCAACGUGGCCAAGCGCAAGAAGCUGGCGCCGGUCGACAGCGUCUUCAACAAGUUCGAGGACGAGGAGACGGACGAGCAGCCGCGCAGGAGGAAGCUGGUGCCGCUGGACUACGGCGACGACGACAAGAGCCUGGGCCUGGACGGGGCGGAGAUGCCCGGGGCCAAGGGCAGCGCCAACACGGAGGAGAAACGCAAGCACAUCAAAAGCCUGAUCGAGAAGAUCCCCACGGCCAAACCGGAGCUCUUCACCUACCCCCUGGACUGGACCAUGGUCGACUCGACUCUGAUGGAUCGUCGCAUUAAGCCCUGGAUCAAUAAGAAGAUCAUCGAGUACAUCGGAGAGGAGGAAGCAACGCUGGUUGACUUUGUCUGUUCAAAGGUGAUGGCUCACAGUACACCCCAGGGGAUUCUGGAUGACGUUGCCAUGGUUCUGGACGAGGAAGCGGAGGUCUUCAUCGUCAAAAUGUGGAGGUUGUUGAUAUAUGAAACCGAAGCAAAGAAGAUUGGACUGGUGAAAUGAAGAGGCACUACUGGAGGGAAAAGGACCGUUUUUUUUUCUCUGGCUCAUUCUUUACUACUCUGACCUAUCACACCACCCAGAACUCCCUUCUGAUGGACCUUCCCCAUUCCACCAGCAAGGAGCUGCUGCUGUGUACGUGUUUGCAAGAGAGACCGAAUGUGAAUGUUUGCUCAAGCUUGUUGCAUGGUGUCAGUUUCGUUGGACUCGGGUCUUUGAUUGAGGAGACGGUUGAGACAAAGCCAGUUGUGCGUUUUUACCCAUUUCUGCUCCACUGUGUCAGACACAUUCUGCUUUAUUAUUUAGUAUUGUCAAGGUGGAAAAAACUAUGUUGUGAACUAAUGAAUAAAAACCUUUUUAGAAAA